Rattus rattus (black rat) is the source of this 850-nucleotide messenger RNA. RefSeq lists its product as uncharacterized. The coding region runs from base 1 to 849 and encodes 282 amino acids. The record is from RefSeq and is a predicted model, not a curated record. The transcript is spliced from 2 exons. Lineage: Eukaryota; Metazoa; Chordata; Mammalia; Rodentia; Muridae.
AUGGUGGGGCCAAAGGUCCAGAAAAUAGCGUCAGUGAGGGACAGAUUCCGGGGUUCUGAGGGGGGGACCCUUGAGCGUGAGGGUGAGGGAGGACCCACGUCCACCCACAGCCACGAGCGUGAUGGAGCAUCCGGCGGGUUCCACCUUAAAGAGUCCCGGAGCGCCCAACUGCGGAGACGCCUGGCACCUGCAGGGGGCGCUGCUGCCUCGCGGUUCCUCCCGCGCCGGGGCACAGCGAGCUCCUCAGCCUCCAGGCCUUCGUCCCCGGAGGGGGUGGGGACCCUAGGGGGAGGAAGGGCGCGAGUGCGGCCGCUAGGUAAGGAUCCCGAGCCCUUCUGGAUAGAGAAACAGCCUCCACAAGGCGCUAGCUGCGUGCAGCCUUCCGUCUUUCGGCCCAGAGAGGAAGUGCAAGCAGACGCCCUCCCCUGCCCCCACCGCCUUCCUGCGUCCCUCCACCUCCGCUCUCCGACCCCGACCGUGCUUCCCAGACCCUUUGUUCUCCAGGCGCGGAGAAGCCCCUGGGACUCGUUUGGGCCUGAACCCACAGCGCCCGCCGCAGGUCACGAAGGGCAUCCUCGGACCUCGGGCGCACGGUCGCGGCCGCAAGUCCCGUCGCAGCCCCUCUUCCUGAGGACCCCAGAGCCCCAGAGGGGAGAAUGGGACAUUGUAUGUCGCGCCCAGGAGUCUGAUUGCAAACGAACGCUCUCCCCACCCCACCCUCGGCGGCGCCACCCGCGUCGCCCCUCUGCCGCGCGUGACCCCAAGGGCUUGGGCGAUUGUGUCUCCCUGAGUACAGUUACAAUUGUGUUCGGCUUAAUUUCUUACUCGGCUGAAGGCGUCGCGGAGUAAA